Molecule: messenger RNA, 8696 nt
Organism: Mizuhopecten yessoensis (Yesso scallop)
Lineage: Eukaryota; Metazoa; Mollusca; Bivalvia; Pectinida; Pectinidae
Product: protein Fe65 homolog
Exons: 17
Coding region: 541-3135 (864 amino acids)
Biological process (GO): regulation of DNA-templated transcription
Cellular component (GO): nucleus; cytoplasm
Molecular function (GO): transcription factor binding; amyloid-beta binding
Source: RefSeq, a predicted model, not a curated record
UAUUAUGAAUCAAUUUCAAUCUGUCUGUACCCCUCAAGUGUUAUUUUUUUUCCGUCCGUUCACUGUUGGGACACAACAGUUUCGGUCUUUUGACGCGUUGACGUCUUCUCUGACAGUGAUAUGACCGAAAUUCUGUUGGUCAGUUGGCCAGAAUGUGUUACAGUAUCAAAAGUACUGGUCAGCUCCUGCGACUUGUGAUUGCUGUGCCAAGAUUGUCUCAAUAUGCAACGAUUGAUGGUGACAGAGUUACAGCUAUAUUUAUUCAUGAUGGCUAGAAUUGAUCUCGUCUGUUUGAUUUGAUGGAGUACAGAUGGAUUCCAUUUUAUGCCAACAAACAACCAAGUGCUUGACAGAACAUGGAUGGGGUUUCUUACUUGGAAAUUGUCCGUAGGUUUAGAAAAAAAAAAUUAUCGACAAGUGGUGGUCUGUCUUUUAUUUUCAUAAUCCUAGCCAGCUAGCUAUAGUGCACGGUCAACAUAAAUUGUGUGUUUGGCUGCAUUUGUGGAUGUUUUUUUUUUCCAUGUGUGCGUUUUUGUGAAAAUGAUAAAGGAAAAUAAGCCACAUCGGCAUUAUUCUACAAUGAAUGGCCGAGGUGACGUCCAUUCAAAAUGUGCUUCUAUGAAAUCGUCCGAGUCUUGCACGGCAAACUUUCUAAAGAAAUAUGGCGAUCAAAAAUACCGGACUCGAAAGUUCAACCUGAACAUGUACUGGUAUGGCUCCUUGUAUCGUAGACUUAACAGAUGGGAGCGCACCUGGAGCUUACAUCACAACCCCAUAUAUGAUUCCGAAAAUACGUAUCUUAGUUUUGCCAACCCCAACUAUCAGUUUGAAGACCGUAUGAACUCUAAUAUGAAGAAGAGCGGAAGUGAGGACCGCGAUUCCUGUAUCUUCGACGAUGUUGAUGACAUCAGCACGUUAUCCCUGCUCGACCAGAAAUCCAACAAAAACGGUACUACAGAAACCAACAAUAAAAACUAUACCCCAGAAAACAAACGUCUCAUUUCUGAUUCUUCCAGUGAAAAUCUGAGCUCUUCAGAAGGGGAGGAAGAAUUGUCUAGUGACGAAGACAAUGAAAAUGAGUACAUCACAAUGUACGAAACUAAAAAGCUGACUGAAGAUUUGAACCGAGCCAAUGAGAAGGACUCGGCCCAGAAGGAGGCGAAUGAUAACGCGGGCAAGAAGAACCGAGGGUUCCUGGGAUACUACAGCAUGCUGGAGUCAAAGGCCAGGGAAAAGCAGGUUAACAAUAUGCUGAGUCCAGACACUGAGGAUGAGCCGGAGAGCACCAUGACAACGCCUAGUGUUGAGAACCUCCGCAAACUCAAGUUUGAUUUGAAUUCUCCAGACUCCAAUGACAGUGGAAUCCAGUCAGAUGCGCGUUCUGAUGACGGUUCGCACCAUCAUGGCUCCAUUAACGAUAACAUGUACGCGCUUUCCAACAAGACGCCAUUGUCGACCAGCUCGUCUAUGUCUGCCAGCUCCUCUAUGUCUGCCAGUACCUCCAGCUCCAUAGAGGAGAAAGAGGACAGCAAGGAGGACGAACAGACACCCACAGGGGAAAAUGACAAGGAUACGACAGUGCUUCCUGCUGGAUGGGAGAAGUGUGAAGAUGAAGACGGACCCUACUAUUGGCACGUUAAGAGUGGAACCAUCCAGAGGGAGCCACCAUCUCCUGCACCCCCGGAGACCAAACCAACGACCUUGAGAUCGAUAUCUGUCAACAGCGACAGUAGCACUCUGUCGGGGACGAGUACUAGUUCCACGGUGUCAUCGCCCUCCAGCUUAAACUCCAACACAGAAGAACACCUCAAGACGUUUGAAGGUCACGCCCUUCAGUAUGCCGCCAAGUCUCUUCAGUCCCUGUCAUCUGGGAAUCUCCAAAUUCAGUCUGGAGAGCCCCCUGCAGAGAAGCCGAUGCGGUUUGCUGUACGGUCUCUGGGGUGGGUCCGCAUCGCCGAGGAGGAUCUGACCCCCGAGAGAAGCAGUAGGGCAGUCAACAAGUGCAUCGUUGACUUGUCUCUCGGACGUAAUGACAUCAACGACGUGGUUGGGCGCUGGGGAGAUGGUAAGGAUCUGUACCUGGACCUGGACCGACACAGCCUCAGACUGGUCGACACCCAGGAGUUCUCCAUCCUGAACUCCCAACCAAUCCAGUCCAUCAGGGUCUGGGGGGUCGGCCGUGACAAUGGCAGAGAAAGGGACUUUGCCUAUGUGGCGCGGGAGAAGCAAACGAAGAAGCACAUGUGUCAUGUAUUCCGUUGUGACACGCCCGCGCGACAAAUCGCCAACUGCCUGCGUGAUAUCUGUAAAAAGAUAAUGAUGGAGCGCCGUCUGCAGGAAAAUGCAGUAGUACAGCGCCUCAGUCGUCCCACGGACCUACCGAACCUUGGCAAGUCUUCUGAACCCAACGGGCAGAAACUGUCCUUCCAGUCCCUCUAUAACAAUGCUUCUUUCCCCACCCCCAUGGAGGAGCCAAAGAAGAUCAUCCGCUGUCAUUAUAUCGGUCUGGAGUGUGUCACAAGGCCUUCAGGGACAGAGGUGAUCAAUGGGGCUAUUGACGCUGCCCUUCUGCGAGUUCCGCCAGAAAAGUGGCUUUUUGUCAACGUCAACAUUGCUCCCUCUACCAUUACCAUUUCCGAGCAUGGGAAACCUGAGAACAAAAUUGACGAAUGUCGUGUGAGAUACCUGGCGUUCAUGGGAAUAUCUGUAACAAAUCCAAAAGUGUGUGCGUUCAUCAAUCAUGGUGCGGAGGAUCAGUUCUACGCCCAGGUGUUCCACUGUGAGCCGACAGCUGGACCACUGUGUAAAACCAUAGAGGCAGCUUGUAAGCUGCGGUACCAGAAGUGUUUGGAUGCCCACCCAACAACCCCUACCCCCAAACAACCCACAGGCAAGACUAUAAGUGAAGCCCUCAAAUCUGGUGCCCAGUCCGUUCAAGCAAGUGUCAAAACAGGGGCCCAGUCGAUGCAAGCUGGGGUCAAAACAGGGGCCCUCAGUGUUCAAGCAGGGGUCAAGACAGGGGCACUUAGUGUCCAUGCAGGGGUCAAGGCUGGACUAUCCAGUGUCCAUAGUGUAUUUACACGAUUUAAAAGUAAAGCGUUGAGUCCCAAGGAGGAAACUCCCACAGCAAGCUGAUGAUGAGAGUCGGCCUUACACAAUACCUUGGGUGCUUGCUUCAGACAUAGUGUCCAGAAUAUGAUUGAAACUCUCAAGUCUCCCACCAAGUAACCAUGACGACAGUUGCUAGGGUGGUUUUUCUGCUUGCGACACCCUGCCAAACGGAGCCUAGCUGUCAUACAGGAAGUUCGUGAUGUCGUGUAAUUUUGGGCGAGCUACUGCAGACUUUACAUUUGUUGUUACGAUGAGGUUCCUGUCAUGUACUGCACAUGUUACCUGUGGUCAGAUGACACUCUUUGUGAAGUAGCUGUAGAUAGGUGUACAUGUGUAGACACUCAACAUAUAGGUCAUAGGUCAGAGUAGAAGUCAUAGGUCAGGCAUGCCAAUCAAAAUGUCACUAUCGUACAAUAUACAUUGUGAUUAUUACAAUUUUACAUAAAAAUAUUGCUUUUGACUUGAUGUGAUAAUGUGAACGUUCCAAGCAUUCAUGUGACAUUGAUUUAUGAUGUGAAUGUUCUUAAAGCAUCCACAUGACACUGAUUUAUAAAAUAGAUGGACCAAACAUUGAUAAUCACAUUGAUUUUUUGAUUAUUUAUUUUCAACCAUAUGCUUGAUGCAUUGAAUAUUAUACAUGUACUAUAAUUAUGUAUAUGUCUUAAGCAUUCGAUGUGUAAAAUGUUGAAUUGUCAAUUUUGAAUACUACAUUUUGUAGAUUGUAUCACCAAGCAGUUUAUUAAUAUAACUGUCUUGUAUUAAGAGUGUUAAUGGUCAAUCUUUGUUUUCAUCGUAAACUUUUACAUAAUUACGAAUAUGUUAGAAUAGGACGUUGCGAUAAUUGAUUUAUGAAUUGCAAUAUAUUUACUACAUCAAUGCUUUUGCUAUGUUUACGAUUUGGUAACAUAGCGAUGCUUACGCUACUCAUGUAGUGGUUGCGUUCAUCACUAACUGUGACACUAAAUAAUAGUUGCCAUGGUUACAUUUGUCUGUGUGCAAUAUCAAUCACUCACACCCUCGUUUCUAGCAUUAGACAUUGACCAUAUCGCUGUAAAGUGUUCAUCUGAAUGUGUCUCUAUAAUAUUAUUGUAGUGAAAAGAUCUGCUUGUAUCCUAAAGUUUCUCACACAUAGAUCAUUUUGAUAAAAUCAUUAAGAGUCUCAAUUCCAUUUUUAUUUAUUCGAAGUAAGAUUUUUAUACUUAAUAAUAUCCUUUAUAUCCGAGUAGUAACUUAAAUCAUAAAAAACUGAUAGAAAUGUAGAUUUUAAAUCUUAUACACCAAAAAUGCAUUUUAUGUUUGAUUUUAGUUUUCCUGGAUAAGGUUUUAAAACCAUCAUCAUGGAUGGAGUACUUGUAAUUCUUUUUGUAAGAUCUUGUUUGAGAUAUAUAUGUACCCGAUAGAUCUGGGAUAUGAGAUCUUGUUUUUAUUAUUAUCACAUUUUAUCCUUGUAAUCAGUAGAAGUUACUUAUGUCAGCCAUUAGAAGACAUCAAUGUCUUUUUGAGAGGAAAAAAAAUGAGAUUUUAUUUUACUAUUAUUCAGAUAUUCAGUCAUGUCUUUGUAUUUCUUGUAAGAUUUUUUAUCGCAUCUUUAUUAUCUUUUAUAACCCUGAUUCUUCAUAUGUGUACAAAUUUAUUCUUAGACUCAUGGCCAAUCUAACCACUAGCUAAUUUGUAAGAUCUUUAUAAGUUAUACAUCACCACCUAUUUAUAUAUAUCUUACUAUACAGAAACUUUUCCCCCUAUUAACUUGUCCUGUCCAUGUGUUUCUACAUUAAUAAAUGGAGCAGUUUGAUUUUCUCAUUUUGAGAUCACAUAUUUAUGCAAGCUUUUAUGCUGUGUUUACAAUUUUUUCUUCCGAAUAUUUUUGUUGUUAGUAUUUUUUAACUUCGAAAAUAUUGAACAUUUUUUUCCAAACCAGCUGCUUUAACCCUGCAAAUACAUGAAAUUAUAAUGUUGACAUUACUUUAUAAAAAAGUGAUUAAUUAUAAACUGUAUCAUUAACUGUUAUGAAAAGGAGAUAAAUAUGAUAAUUUAUUAUACAAAUAUAGAACAUAAUGCUUAUCUGGUGUGUAAUGAAAGUUGUAUCAUAUUAAUAUUCAGAUUGUGAUAUGAAGAGUUAUUUCCCUUGAAUCUUCAAAUGCAUACAUAUUAUCUCUAAGAACAGUUAUUCACACAUACUGCAUUUAACCUAGCUUGUAAGGAAAUGAUAUGCUAACAAGAAAUACAUUACUCCCCAUAUGUGUUGUUCUUGAUUUGUUUUCAGUGAUUUAUUUUAUACUAUUUAAAAUAAUAUAUGACCUGUAUAUUUAAAGUUAUUUUACUUACCGUAACAUUGUUCUAAAUUUGCAUUUGUACUUAAUUGAAUUAGCAAACACAAUUAGGGCAAUUUAUUAAACAUAUCCCAAGCAGAUGUUAUCAGUACAUGUAAUUAGAUUUAAAAAUAAUAGAUCACAUCUGCACAUUAAUGAAUGAAAAAAAUAUCUCUUUGAGGUUAUAUUGGAACAUGUAUUUAAAAAUAUCCCAACAUCUGAAUUUAUAAAAACAGAUCUAGCAACAGUGCCUGAAAAAGCUUAACAUUUAACCCUUUCACCACUGUAGACCAUAAUGGACUCAUCAAGAUCAAUGCAUGGUAGAGUCUACUAAAGUUACCAAGGGGUGAACGGGUUAAAGACGUGAUCAACAUUUUCUAUCUUUCUCUGCUUUUCUACCUUCCAGGAUUUUUAUAGUGCCAUAGACUUGCUUUCAUUUUUUUAAACUAUUACUUUAAAUAUGAUGUAGCCUUUGAAACUGAAUUUUAUCUUGUUUUGUGUUCCUUUUGGUUUAAAUAAUUAGAAUUUUUAUAAAUGUGCCUGGUAAUCUUGUUAACUUCAUCGUUGUGUAAACCAAAGGAUUUUGGGCAUUUAGUAAAACAGUUGUGAUAUUUAAAUAUUACCUUUUACAAAAUAUCAGUUCUCUAUUGUUUAUGAUUAUAAAAUGCUUUUGCUUUUUAAAAUCAACCCUUAACCCAAUUUAUUUGUGCUUCCGCUAUCUAGCCUGCGAUAGAAAUAUCACGAUAAAUAUUUGACCGUAGAUUUCUGUUGAAGGAGGAACUGACUAUAUUCCAUUGAAUCAGUGCAAUGUUGUUGUAAAAUUUGUUAAUUAUCGUUGGCUUGUUACAGGUUUUUGACAAACAAUUUUUUAAUUCAAAUCAAAUCAGGAUAUUUACCUGGUUAUGUUUUAUUAAAGAAAGAUUUAUUUAUUUAUUUAUUUUUUUUUUUUAUUAAAUGUCAUUUUUGGCCUAUUAAAGAUGAUAUUUAGGUAAAUAUAAAUUGUAGAUUUUGUGUGAUGGACAGAAUGCUGUGCACUUUUGUGUGAAAUCUAGUAAAUUUAACAAUUUGUCAAUAACUUCUGACCUUUGUGGCUAGAAACACGACACAAAGUAAACAUAAAUGACUUUUUAUCAUUUGUUUUUGAUUGAGAUUGUUUGGAUUGUUUUAGCUUUAAUUUAAGGAGAAGUGAUAACAGUACCGUAUUAUUGUUGUAUUUAUUAUGUAAUUUAUACUUGUAUUGUGUUAACACUGCGUAACAGUUUACACACAUCAUAAGGCUGUGUAUAUCUAGGUUAGUGACUUUACAUAGAGGUGUAUCACGUUAAAAAGAUAAUCAUAGACUACUUGUAGUAUUUAGAGACUACAACUAUCAUAUAUAUCUAUAUGUAUUUCCUGCUGUGUUUCUGGACUACUCACAGGUAGCAAUCACAGGCAACUAGUGAUAGCAUACAUGUACUACUGGUACUGUUCACAGACUACUUGUGAUGUCCAUGGGCUACUUGUAGUGUUCAUGGGCUACUUUAACUAUUCAUGGGCUACUUGUAGUGUUCAUGGGCUAGUUUGAGUGUUCAUGGGCUACUUGUGGUGUUCAUGGGCUACUUGUGGUGUUCAUGGGCAACUUGUGGUGUUCUUGGGCUACUUGCAGUUUUCAUUGGCUGGUUUUAGUGAUCAUGGCCUACUUAUAGUGUUCAUGGGCUACUUAUGGUGUUCAUGAGCUACUUGUAGUGUUCAUGUACUACUUUAACUGUUCAUGGACUACUUAAGUGUUCACGGACUACUUGUGGUGUUCAUGUACUACUUUGAGUGUUCAUGAGUUUAUGGCACUGUUCAUGGACUACUUAAGUGUUGAUGGACUACUUGUGGUGUUCAUGGAUUACUUUUAGUGUUCAUUGAUAACUUAUGGUGUUCAUAGACGUCUGGUAGCAUUCAUUGACUAUUGGUCGAGUUCAUAGACUCUUGCUACUACUUGAAGUGUAGUUUUGUAUUAGCUUUACAUUCCAGUCCUUGAUGGAUCAGUUUAUACCAUUAUUUUACCUGUAAUUAUUUCAGGUAUGACACAAGAGAUGCUGGUGUGAUGUAAAUGGUUUUCUAUUUAGAUUGAUGUCGUGUGACACAAACUAAAAUGUGUCUCCUUUCAAAAUUUUCUUUUUUAUAUCAGAAAGACAUGCUUCCUUCAAAUCCAUGUUACAUAAAGUAAAAAAACACUACCUUCGUUCUUUGAAGUGCAAAAGGUUCAAAGAUUCCAUUAUUUGUGGUUAAAGAUAUAGUUUUCUAUCACCCUUCACACAAUUAAGUCAUGUAUGUCCAUUUCAAAUGGAUAUUAUUCGAUUAACUUUGUUCCCUGUGUUUGUUUUGUGAAUCUUUUGUUGGUCGUUGGCCUGUGUGAAUGCCUUGUCUAACACACAAAACCAAGGCGAUAUGUACAGUUUUUGAUAUGCUUUGUUGGCCAGUAUUGAUAAUUGUGUUAUUUUUUUGUGUGUUUUGAUGAGAACUUAUUACGUGUAUUUGUGGAUAUACACUGUGUUAUGUUACAUUAUAUAUAAGGUUGUACUCCAUUGUAUUCCCAAGUUAUAUAUUAAAUCGCGACAAGCGUGACUUCAUUGUCUUCUGUCCAAUUAUAUCACUAUAAACCUUGAUGCAUAAUGUUGUAUUUUAAUUAGCUUGCAAGCAGGUAGCCAUGUUUAACCUUUAGUAAAUAUAAUUUAUGAUUUGUAAUUCGAUGGAUUUUUUAUUUGUCUGGCUGGAAGGUUUUAUCAACACAUCAGGAUUUGUCUCCCCUUGCCUGCUCUCGUCUGAUCACAAGAAUCAUUAUCAAAUGAAAUAAAUAUUUCAAGUUUUAACAUAAAUAUUAAUUGUUACAUCGUUGAUUUGCUGUAAGAAAAAAUUAAGAUUUAAUUUUGAGAAUCAGUUAAAUGCAUUUAAAAGUUGUAUCUUGAUAAAACUUUUUCUCUUCCUUUUUUUCUCAAUUAAUAAUGGAAAUAACUUUUUUUCUAUCAAUACCUAUAGUUCUUUGAUUGUCAUGUUUUUCUUGUUACCAUGCAAAUUGUUAAUACUUUCCUGUCUGGUCCGUUUCUAUGUAUCAUUAUCAUACCACGGCCGUAUCUUUAGAUGUUCUUCCUCGUCACUAGUGGCAACGCUUUAUCACACCACCAUUUUGUGUUGUCGUGGCAAUGUCUGGUUAUACAAAAGCUUCCUGUUUUGUGACUUGUAUUAUCGCAUCAACACCAAAUUUGUUGAAGGAAUCAUGACGUGGAAUAAAAUCAGUUACCCAUAUCA